Messenger RNA from Hyla sarda, 3940 nucleotides. It is a transcript of the gene TDRD7, whose product is annotated as tudor domain containing 7. The record is from RefSeq and is a predicted model, not a curated record. NCBI's taxonomy places the organism in Eukaryota, Metazoa, Chordata, Amphibia, Anura, Hylidae. The transcript has 19 exons. The coding region runs from base 337 to 3657 and encodes 1106 amino acids.
CGAGAACGAGGAAGAGGGACCGGGAAGGCGAAAGUGAAGAGAAUCCGCAGUAACUGGAAACGAAACUGACAGGGAGGGGCCGUGUACAUCCAGCGAGUCUAUCCACUCCCGCCUCACACAACAGACCACCUCGGCCGGGCAUGUCAGCUGGCCGCCGUCACUGAGUCAGCCCGGAGAGUCACGGCGGGGCCGUUUGAGCAGCGAGCGGCGGAUCCUGACAGACUGGUGAGCGGCGACCCGGGCAGCAGGAACCCUUGGAAAGCUGAACUAGUUUAUGCAGACUUCAGUAAUCAACGGCCGAGCUGCCAGGUUCGUGACGAGACAAAUUACUCAAAAAUGUUGGAGCCGGAGAAAGAGCUAGUUGCGAAGAUGCUACGAGCGGUCUUGCAGUCCAACAAAAAUGGUGUAGCUCUGCAUCGCUUACAAAGUGAAUAUAAAGCUCUUACUGGAGAAUGGAUUCCUUACAAGGAGAUGGGGUUUCACACGCUUGAGACCUACCUAAAAGCUAUUCCAACUGUUGUAAGGAUGGAUUUCAGCCGAGGUGGUGAGACAACAUGUUAUGCUGUGGUCUCCAAGGAAACUGCCCAGAUUGCAGAGCUUGUGGCACGCCAGAGGAGCUCAAAAAAGAAAUCUGGUGGUCAAGUAAACUGCCACAUGAGAUUGAAAUAUUCCACCCAAGUAACACACAUUGGAAAACCGAAAGCAAUUCUUAGAAAACCCGAUUUUGCACCACAAGAAGACAGAGUUGUCAGAAGACCCAUACCUUUGGUUACGAGAGGAAAGAGUACUUUUUGGAGUGGCCGGCCAUUGCCAGACCCCAUACAGGGUCAGGUAGCACCUGUUUAUGGAUCUGGACUUGUUCGAGAGGUUCAGGUGCAGAGGCAACAAACUGCUACCAACCGGCCUGAAAGGAAAGUAAGUCUUCCACCCCGAUUUCAGAAAGAAGUAAACCAAUAUUCAGUACAUCUCCCUGUCACAGAUUCUAAUGCAAAUGAGACACAACCUGGCAAAGCUCCUCUUCUUGGCAAUUUCCAUCCCAACCUGUCCAUAAUUCAAAGCAAUCUGCGUGAUCUAUUCAGCAAACACAGUAAUGGUAUUCUUUUAUCCAAGCUACCAAAUGUUUACAAGGAGACCUUCAAACACGAUCUUGGAGAUGAAGUGUUAAGUCAAGUUGUUAAUUGGAAUCACAUAUGCACGGUGCAGAAGCUCAUGAGCAAUGGCCACACAGAAAUGAUUUUAUGUUCCCCUACUAAAAAGCCACAAAUGCCUCAAAAGAUCAACCAGCCACGAAACAAUGAUCAGGUCAAACCAAAUCCUACCUUCAGCCAGACUAAACCAGCAUCCCCCCAGAAACAAUCUGCAAACACUGUACCUCAUUAUGAACUGAAGCAGAAAGUUUCUGAACUCUUGACACACUAUUGUAGCGGUCUCUGGUUACAUGCACUCCCCAAAGUUUUUGAGGAUACUUUCAAAAUAAAAUUUCCCUCUGAAUCUCUUAACAUGGAUGUACUUUCUGAAGUCUCCAGUGUGGAUGUUGUUUCGGAAAACCCAUACAAAGCUAUUCUUUACCCAAAGAGCCCUCAAAGCGGGAAUCAGAACCCUGGGGUCACAAAUGAAGGGCAGACGCACGAUAAUGAGAUGUCUCAGAUGGAGCAAUCAGAAGAUAUUUAUAUAGACCUUACCCCUCCACCACUGGUUAUUCCUUCAGAGGAUUCCCCCUCUGUUUUGGUGGUUGAAUUAAAUAACACAGAGGAAGUUGUUAUACGGUAUGUUGGAAAGGACUACUCUGCUGCACAAGAACACAUGGAAGAUGAAAUGAAGGAAUUUUACAACACAAAUGCAACACCUGUAAGGUUGAACUCCUUAAAAGCAGGACAACUUGUGGCUGUUAAAGCAGAAGAGGAGGCAUGGCUGCGUGCACAGAUAAUGUCUGUCGAAGAAAAUAAAAUGAAGGUAUUGUAUGUGGACUAUGGAUUCAAUGAAGUUGUGGAUUGCACGAAAGUUUGUCGUCUGAGAGAAGCAUUUUACGCUCUUCCAUUCCAGGCUGCAAAGUGCAGGCUAGCAGGUUUGGAAGCUUUCUGUGGUGACCCAGUUCUUGUAAAAGCUGUGGAGACAAAAGCCUGUGGUAAAAUUCUUGCUGUUGAGAUUCUUCAGAAGACUGAGAAGCCACUUGUUGUUUUGUAUGACACAUCAGGGGAUGAAGAUAUAAACGUAAAUGCGGCCUGUCUUCGGGAGCUGUACGAUAAUUCUUUGAAUGUUCAUUUGAAGGUGAACACUUCAUAUGCAAAUGUGGUUGUGACCAAUGUUUGUUCUGAUGGUACAUUAUUUUGUCAGGUCCCAUCAAAAGGUCUUACUAAACUUAAGGAGACACUACAUAAAGUGGAAGCUGAGUUUAAUUCCAAGACUGUUACUUCUGAUUUAUUUGUAUCCCUUCCAUUCUGUGGAAAAAUAUGCUUGUUCUACAGCAAAGGGAAAUGGGCACGUGUGGAGAUAACAAGUGUCCACAGUAGUCGAGCACUAGAUGUUCAGUUCCUGGAUUCUGGAACAAUUGCUUCUGUGAAGGUGUCUGAGCUGAGAGAAAUCCCAUCUCAGUUUCUACGAGAAAUAAUCUCAAUACCACCUCAGGCUACAAGGUGCUGCCUUGCUGAUCUUCCACUUAACAUUGGCAUGUGGACACCUGAUGCAGUUUUGUGGCUCCGAAACACUGUUUUAAACUGUUCUGAAUGUAGCAUCAAGGUAGUGAAGAUUGAUGAAUCAAAAAGCAUGGUGUCAGUUUACCUCUUCACAUCAAGGGCCUCUCUUGAUCCUGAGCGUAGCAUCAAUCGCCAAAUCACCAGUGAAGAGUUGUGGAAGCAGCAGAAAAACGUAUUGCCCAGUAGUGCAUCAAAUUUGUUAAAAGGCAGAGGAGAUGCUGGGACACAAGCAGCAGUGUCCCGGAAAGAUCAAAACCAUGUAACAAAGAAACCUGCCAUAGAACAAGUCACCACAGGCACUUCCUUAGAUUUGCCACCACCUCUACCUCUGCCUAGGUCUGGUGAGCACAUUGAUGUCUAUGUGUCUGUGGCCUGCCAUCCUGGACAUUUCGUCUUUCAGCCGUGGCAAGAACUACACAAAUUAGAAGUACUUAUGGAUGAAAUGCUUUUACACUACAGCACUAUAGAAGAGAAGCAGACUGAUUUAGAGAAAAAUAAACUCUAUGCUGCAAAGGUGGAUAACAAAUGGUAUAGGGUUCUUUUAAAAGGGAUCCUUACAAAUGGUCUUGUUUCUCUGUAUGAACUUGACUACGGCCGACAUGAACUUGUUAACUCCAGGCAAGUUCAGCCUCUGAUCGACAAAUUCAGACAGUUACCGUUUCAGGCUGUAACAAGCCAGCUAGCAGCUGCACUGAUGUCUUUGCUGACCCUUGUAACCUGCAACCAGGGGUCAAAUGUGAGCAGUGGUCUGAGGAAGCUGCAAUUGUCUUCAGAAACAAUGUGGAAAAGAAACCUCUUGUGGCCCUUAUACAAGAGAUUCAUGAAAGCACUAACCCAUGGGAUCGGAAGGUUGUGGCCUACGUUGUGGACACCACUUUACCAGACACGGAUGUCUGGAUUCAUGACCUUAUGUCAGAAUACCUUGUUGAGCUUUCCAAAACUGACUAACAUGUUUUCUCUCUAGUCCGCCACAGAUCUUUAAGCAGCAAUAACUGAUAUGCAUAUAGAAAUGUUUUAAGAAGUUAACUUUUUCACUACUGUUCUGAUUUGAUGAAUGUUAAAAAGUUUGAAUAACUAUAUAAAUUUGUUUUCUGUGAAAGAUAUUUAACAGAGUCAUUUUGUUUACAUUGUUUAAAGGAGUUGGUUUUUUGAAAAUUUGCACAUUGUUUAAUAAUUUAGCUGUAUAAAGUUGAAAUAUAAGGCAGAUUGUAACAUUUAUUUAACAAUAAAAAGCCAAAGUGCUAUAA